AUGUCGGCUGCCAAUCCUCAGCCGGAUCACUGCGGCAGGGGAUUCGUCCCAGGGUAUAUGGUGAACUAUCGUGGUUCGCAAAAAGCAGAGGAUCGAUUCGGCUUCGGAUGCAGGGAAGAAAUCUCAGACAUGCUCGACGCUCAAGACAAUGAGCCGUACCCCCAAGACUUCUCUGGCCAGUGGGAGGACUUUCCUCGCAUCGCGAGAGCACGGAUGAACCUCACCGCGCUUUCCCAGCAUUAUGACUUGUAUUUCGUGGCAUACCGGGGAUUUGUGCAUGUCUACCGCCUUGGCCGCGGCGUCAAGGUCGCCUUGAGGGAGCCCGAGGCAAUACUCGACCCGAAGGAAAGCAAGACUGCAAUGUCUGAAUACGUCAUCGGCCACAUCAACCCUCGAUGCCCACACGAGAUCAACCACAUGGUCGUGGGCGAGCUGGGGGACCAGGAAAUUCUCGUGGUCAGCAGGGACAACGGCGAUGUCAAUGCCUGGUACACGGCGACGAUAGCGGAACACAUUCGGACGCCGGAGCCGGCGAGAAAAGGCCGCAUGGAUCCCACGAAAGGCCACGGAAGGCGGACGGACGACAUAGCACGGCAGCCCCGUCCUAGGCACUUCUUUGCAGAGAAUAUCGGCAUCUCAGCAUGGGGCCUGGCAGUCCAUAAGAAGUCUCGCUUAAUAGCGGUUUCUUCAAAUGGUCAUGAGGUGACUGUAUUCGCGUUCGCGCUGAAUAACGAGAGCGAGGCUUUCAGUGGAGCUUCAACAGACAACGUCGACAUUGCCCCAAAGGCUGGUGAAGAAGUCCCAAAAAGAGACAAAGAUGUCGGCAGCGCACCAUUGAAAUGCGAGAAGGACCGUGUCACAGCACAACAGUCGACAGGUGAGUCAGAUUCACCUGCUCACAUAGUGGACAGACCAGGCGCCGAGAGAACCGAGCCCAAAAUCCUGGCCAGUGUUGGAGAAAGCCCGGCGACAGUGGGGGAAACCGCAGAGAAAAUUGACAUGCUUCAACAGAGGUUGCAAGCACGGCAGCGGACGUGGAGAGUUGUCCUGUCCUUUGGUAUAGAGGCGUCCAACAUGCCAAGCAUCGCCAUAGUCGACGACUCCGAUGGGUACGGUAGCCGGAUCGCAGCAAUCGAUAUCAAUGGCUAUCUCUACGUUGCGGACAUCUGGCAGAUUGAUGCGCAGCUGCUGCCCACCGAUACGGUCCAUGCGGCACUUGGCUUACAUCCAGACAAGACUGUUCAUCGAGCAAAGACAGCCCGUGGUGCUUGGCAGGACAUAUCCAGAUGCAUGUCGGAAGUCCGGUACGACGCUGCCUCGAGGAGGCAUAAACACCGCAUCGCCGCGUUUCAGUCUGAGGAUUACAGCGAGGACACCGAUGGAAUCACCAGAGACACCUUUGCCCUAGCAGAUUUCGAGGAAAUCACCGCCACAACGCCACGUCUAUCGGACAAGAUUUGGCAUCCGGUCUACGACCCCAACGACGGGACCGUCCUUGACAAAGGCCCCAUACGGUUAGCCAUGACGAUAGUACCUUACUCGGGCAACCACUACACCGAGUUUGCCACAGCCAGGUCACUGGUCGAAUUUGCAGGAUUCAGGGGUGCUGCAAGGCGAGCACACGAGCUGCAUGUGCCCCUGAACAUCAACCAGUUCCGGCAGAAAGCUCAGCAGUGGGAUGGGGAAGACCUGCUGCGAGAUGUUAGUUUUCUAAGGUUCAAUGAGGAGGACGCCGAGAUGCUCGCCUUGGGUGAAACUGAAACUGGUGUAGUCUGCCAUCAUGUGCUGGACAACGUGAACACGAACACCAAUGAUCCACCAUGGGACAUGGGAUUUGGAAAGAGGUGCAGCAUGCUUCUCACCAUCCCGGAGCUUCACCUCGUCAUCGCAGGCUCCAUGUGCGGACGCGUUGCACUCCUCACCUUAACCAAGCCGCCGCACGCAAAGAAUGCGCCCCGACGUGGCUUCCGCGUCGACGCCGUCUUACCCUUUCAGCACGAACAGGAGAAUUCUGAGCGUCCAUUCGUCUGCUUACUUGGCAUAGCGGUCUCGCCAAUGCCCGAGCCCCGCUCACGAGGGCUCGAGUUGAGACGGCGCCGGCGGGUGGGGAAAGGGGGCGAGCGGUCGAUCGAGCCGGAUCCACCGAGGAGGUGGAGGUUGAUACUCAACUAUCAAGACCAUACUAUCAUGCAAUACGAUAUCGUGAAACGGGAUCACGGAGAGACGGGGUCGUGGGACGACUUUGCGGGCUCCAAGGUGCGUUCCCGUCGGAGGUACAAGGCUCGUGGCAGUGACACGGACGAUGAUAGCGACUCGUGGGAUGACAGCUCGGAGGACGAAGACAUCACCAUCGGGAUGGACCAAGACCCGCACGAGGACAUAGUCGCGGAGGCGGUCGUGCAUGCAAUGUUGGACGACCUUGCCGAGGAAGAACUCGACGCGGCGUUUGGGGGCGGGGGAGAUGACGGCGAGGAGAUUGACUUCCCGGACAUGCAGAUUGCAUGA
Molecule: messenger RNA, 2505 nt
Organism: Diaporthe amygdali
Lineage: Eukaryota; Fungi; Ascomycota; Sordariomycetes; Diaporthales; Diaporthaceae
Exons: 3
Coding region: 1-2505 (834 amino acids)
Source: RefSeq, a predicted model, not a curated record